GUGGGGGCCUUCUUCCGGGUAGGGGCCACGUGGCCCUGGCCGGGCGGGGGGCUCGGCCCACCCCGCGCCGGGCCCAGUGACUCAGGCCGCAGCUGUUCCCGCGUCACAUGAGGGAGGCCGGCGGCCACUGGGCGGGGGAGGGGACCGUGGCUGGAGCCCGGGGCGGGGCCGCGCGGCAGGCGGGGCGGGAGCCGGGGGGCGCAGCUAGAGAGCCCCGGAGCCGCGGCGGGAGAGGAGCGCGCAGCCUUGGGGAGCCCAGGCCCGGCAGCCAUGGCGGUGGAAGGAGGAAUGAAAUGUGUGAAGUUCUUGCUCUACGUCCUCCUGCUGGCCUUUUGCGCCUGUGCAGUGGGACUGAUUGCUGUGGGUGUCGGGGCACAGCUUGUCCUGAGUCAGACCAUAAUCCAGGGGGCUACCCCUGGCUCUCUGUUGCCUGUGGUCAUCAUCGCAGUGGGUGUCUUCCUCUUCCUCGUGGCCUUUGUGGGCUGCUGCGGGGCCUGCAAGGAGAACUAUUGUCUUAUGAUCACGUUUGCCAUCUUUCUGUCUCUUAUCAUGUUGGUGGAGGUGGCCGCAGCCAUUGCUGGCUAUGUGUUUAGAGAUAAGGUGAUGUCAGAGUUUAAUAACAACUUCCGGCAGCAGAUGGAGAAUUACCCGAAAAACAACCACACUGCUUCAAUCCUGGACAGGAUGCAGGCAGAUUUUAAGUGCUGUGGGGCUGCUAACUACACAGAUUGGGAGAAAAUCCCUUCCAUGUCGAAGAACCGAGUCCCUGACUCCUGCUGCAUUAAUGUCACUGUGGGCUGUGGGAUUAAUUUCAACGAGAAGGCGAUCCAUAAGGAGGGCUGUGUGGAGAAGAUUGGGGGCUGGCUGAGGAAAAAUGUGCUGGUGGUGGCUGCAGCAGCUCUUGGAAUUGCUUUUGUUGAGGUUUUGGGAAUUGUCUUUGCCUGCUGCCUCGUGAAGAGUAUCAGAAGUGGCUACGAGGUGAUGUAGGGGUCUGGUCUCCUCAGCCUCCUCAUCUGGGGGAGUGGAUAGUAUCCUCCAGGUUUUUCAAUUAAACGGAUUAUUUUUUCAGACCGAAAAGAGAAAUGGUCUGAGUUUGUCUUAGA
Molecule: messenger RNA, 1103 nt
Organism: Cercocebus atys (sooty mangabey)
Lineage: Eukaryota; Metazoa; Chordata; Mammalia; Primates; Cercopithecidae
Gene: CD63
Product: CD63 molecule
Exons: 8
Coding region: 271-987 (238 amino acids)
Cellular component (GO): membrane
Source: RefSeq, a predicted model, not a curated record